Quercus lobata is the source of this 1370-nucleotide messenger RNA. RefSeq names its product polygalacturonase-1 non-catalytic subunit beta-like. The transcript is spliced from 3 exons. Bases 71 to 1096 code for a protein of 341 amino acids. NCBI's taxonomy places the organism in Eukaryota, Viridiplantae, Streptophyta, Magnoliopsida, Fagales, Fagaceae. The record is from RefSeq and is a predicted model, not a curated record.
AUAAAUAUCCACGUACUAUAACCCAACAAACCCGCCAACACUAAUAAAGCACACAAAAAAACACAGCUCCAUGACUCCUCUUCUUCUCUUACUCUUUUUCUCGUCUCUCACUGUUUGGUCCGCCUCCGCCGGUGAAAAUUUAUACACCCCGAAAUCUAAUCUGAUUGGGUAUUGGAACAAAGAGGUCCAAAACAACCACGCCAAGCCAACCUUUCUCCUGUCCAAAGCGUCCCCAUUGAGUGCGGUCGACUCAGCAAGCUUCUCCAAACUCGCAGCCCAGAAUGCUCUCUCCUCUCAUUUCCCAGCGUUCUGUGCCUCUGCCAACCUUUUCUGCUACCCUGAUUCAACCCCGAGUAUUGAAGAACUGAUAUUCAAUAUCAGCGCUGCAAGCGUUUAUUGUAAUCCAGGUAACUUCUUUCGGGAGUCAAUUGCAAAGGAAGGUAAGGUGAUGCGAAUGCCUAACAUUAAGGAUAAAAUGCCUGAAAGGUCAUUUUUGCCCCGGUCUAUUUCGUCGAAAUUACCGUUUUCGACCUUUAAGAUCUCAGAGCUAAAGCGGCUUUUUCAUGCGGAUGAUAAUUCCACUAUGGAGACUAUGAUAGUGGAGGCGUUGAAUGAGUGCGAGAGUGCCCCGAGCCCAGGGGAGACCAAGCGGUGCGUGGGUUCGGCUGAAGAUAUGAUUGACUUUGCAAUCUCGGUCUUGGGUCGAAACAUCGUCGUUCGUUCAACCGAGAAUGCAAAAGGGUCAAAGCAGAAUAUAAUGAUCGGAUCAGUCAAAGGUAUCAACAGUGGCAAAGUCAUGCAAUUAGUUGCCUGUCACCCUACCUUGUUCCCGUACCUACUCUAUUCCUGCCAUUCGGUCCCAAAGGUUCGAGUCUAUGAAAUGGAUAUACUGGAUCCGAAUUCUAAGGCUAAGAUCAAUCAUGGUGUUGCCAGCUGUCACAUGCACACCUCGGAUUCGAACCCGAAUCACGCUGAAUUGACUAUAGCGUCAGGUCCCGGUCAGAUCACGGCUUGCCACUGGCUUUUUGAGAAUCAUCUGAUCUGGACAGUUGCUAAUGAGUCCUUCCAGGCCUUGGUGGGCAAGACAUCAAGUUGAUUAAGGGAGCAUCCUCGCUAGAGCUUUGCAAGCUUCGAUCCAGCAUGUAUGAUGUAAAACAAAUAAAUGUGCUGAUAGUUUUAUUAUGUGUGUUUUGAACUUGCGUUUCAUCUAUGUAUUUUGUGUAGAGCUUUGCAAACCUCAAUCCAGCACACAUCAUGUACAACUGAUAAAUGUGUUGAUGGUUUAUGUGUAAUUUGGACUCUAAGGUCUAGCUACUCCUAGACUAGUGUAAUUAUGUAUAAAGCUUGUAAUAUUUGGACUUUCUCUAUUA